AUGCACCUGCAGCAAAGCUCCCUUCUGAACAUGACCGACGGCGGCUUCUCUCUAGCUGGGCACUUGGUCAGGAGCCCCGGCGGCGGGGGCCACCCCUCCAGGCUGCACAGCAUCGACGCCAUUUUGGGAUUUACCAAAGAAGACCCCCUCUUGGGCAGCUUCCAAGCCCAGGAUGCCGGCGGCGGUGCCAGGCCCGUGAAAGAGGCGGGGAAGAGGAGCCCCGGGCACUGCUUCCCCCACAUGCCGGCUGAGCAGCUCCAGGGGCAGGCCGCCCCGGAGCAGGAGGCACCCACCGCGGAGGAGCACUUCGGAGAUUCCUACUGCACCAAACGCUCCGAAGAGUGCUUGAGUCCAGAACUACCCUCUUGUAACAACAGCGACGGCAAACUGUCUGACGAAGACCAGCCCAAAAAGAAGCAUCGGAGGAACCGUACCACCUUCACCACCUACCAGCUGCAUGAACUGGAGCGAGCCUUUGAGAAAUCCCACUAUCCCGAUGUGUACAGCCGUGAGGAGCUGGCCAUGAAGGUCAACCUGCCCGAAGUGAGAGUUCAGGUUUGGUUUCAGAACCGGCGAGCCAAAUGGAGGAGGCAAGAGAAGCUGGAGGUGACUUCCAUGAAGUUGCAGGAUUCUCCCAUCCUCUCCUUUAACCGUUCUCCGCAGCCCUCCACCCUUGGGACCAUUGGCAGCAAUUUGCCCCUGGAGUCAUGGCUGAACCCCCCCAUGUCCAACAGCAGCCCUCUCCAGACUUUGCCUGGCUUUGUGGCUUCCCCACAGAGCCUGCCCAGCAGCUACACUCCUCCCCCUUUCCUGAACUCUCCCCCUAUGGGCCACACCUUGCCACCCCUGGGAGCCAUGGGGCCUCCACCACCCUACCAAUGUGGGACAAACUUUGUGGACAAAUUCCCAUUGGAGGAGGUGGACCCGCGAAACACCAGCAUAGCCGCAUUAAGGAUGAAAGCUAAGGAGCAUAUCCAGUCUAUUGGAAAACCAUGGCAGACAAUAUGAACAAGCAAGUCCCUUGCCAUGUGACUUAAAGGGCUGGCCUGCAUCACCUUUGGAAAGAGAUCUCAUCCCUUGAAACUAUGGUAGAUCUUCCAUUGGCCAGAACUGCUGAUG
Hemicordylus capensis (graceful crag lizard) is the source of this 1119-nucleotide messenger RNA. RefSeq names its product retina and anterior neural fold homeobox (gene RAX). NCBI's taxonomy places the organism in Eukaryota, Metazoa, Chordata, Lepidosauria, Squamata, Cordylidae. The record is from RefSeq and is a predicted model, not a curated record. The coding region runs from base 1 to 1008 and encodes 335 amino acids. The transcript has 3 exons. Gene Ontology annotation, molecular function: RNA polymerase II cis-regulatory region sequence-specific DNA binding; DNA-binding transcription factor activity, RNA polymerase II-specific. Gene Ontology annotation, biological process: positive regulation of transcription by RNA polymerase II.